Molecule: messenger RNA, 1129 nt
Organism: Polistes dominula (European paper wasp)
Lineage: Eukaryota; Metazoa; Arthropoda; Insecta; Hymenoptera; Vespidae
Product: MKRN2 opposite strand protein
Source: RefSeq, a predicted model, not a curated record
AAUCCGUAAAGCUGUAUAUCUUUUUAUUCACGUAUGUAUUUCGUAUUGCAUAUUUUAAGGGGUAUAUUAAACUUCCUUAUCGAUAAAGAACGCUGUAAGCAAGUUUCCUCAUUGGUCGAUGAAUAACCAAUAAGAGAUUUAAACAAUUACAUCUCUAUAAUGUGAUUGCGGUAAAGUCGAACGAGUUUUGAUAGAAGUAAAUCAACAGGUAGAGCAUAUUAUAGUUUUUUAAUUUGCAGUGAAAUAAAAAUAUAGCAUAACUUAUUUUAGGUUAGCUAAGAAAUAGAAGAAACGAGAUACAAGACAAUUAAUUUGAUCUUAACAAGCUGUGAUAGAUUUGUUAGAUCAGUAAUUAAGUAUUUGAUUCAUUAUACUAUAAUUAUGGAUCCAGGAAUAAUAUGUUUUCGUCAUUGUAAUAUUAAGAAUGUCUUUUGUAAAACUAUCCCAGAAGAAUGUCCAUUGUGCAAAGAAUUUAUUGUAAAUUUUCGUAUAGAACCAUUUAGAAUUCCAUAUCCAUUUACAAAUGCAACAAGUCAAUCAACUUCAAUUGUAAUUAAACCUUCUCGUGGUACAUUUUUAGAUAAUUAUGAAAUUAAUGAUCUUUUACAUAUUGGAGUAAUUAAUUCUAGUGGAAAUCUUUUUGAAUUUGAUAGAUAUGGUUUAAUUAUUAAUAAUUUUGCACAAUGGACAAGUUGCAUAGCAAUAGAAGUAGUACCAUCUUCUUGGAAUUAUUACUGGGAUGAAAUAUUAAAUAUUAUGAGGCAGGAUAGUAAAUGGAAGCCUAUUAAUUACAAUGAAGAUACUAUGAAUUGUUUUAAUUUUGUUAGAGAAUUUUUGUAUAAAUUAAAUUAUACUAAUCUACAAUUUAAAAGUGCCGAGAAUAUGUGUAGGGAGCUCAUAUUACCUAAACUUCAUGAAGCUGUUAGAUAUAUUACAUUAUACAAAAAGUUGAAAUAUGGUGAAUAUUUUAUAUCGGAUUAAUCAAAAAAAUAUAUGGAGUAAAAAAUAAUAUUUAAGGUAAAAGCACCAGUUAGUGACAGGGGUCUAAUUAUGGACACUAUUUUAUUUUGAAUUCUAUUUAAUUAUUUUUAACGUAAAUAGCUUUUGUGUUUUUUUUUUUUCAGAUAAU